AGAUGCAAACGUAGCUGGUUGGUCGAAUCUUGAAGUUUAAGUUUUUCGACCAAUAACACGUGUCUGCUAUCAAAUCGUUGAUCUUGCUGAGUGCAUUCUAUUUGAUCUCGAAGUGUUAUACGAUUGAUAUUUAAACAAUAAGAUGAGUCGAAAGGAAGCAUUAUCGCAGUUUAUUCAACAAAUUCACGGCAGACCGGUGGUGGUAAAACUUAAUAGUGGUGUUGAUUAUAGAGGUGUUCUAGCUUGUCUUGAUGGCUAUAUGAAUAUUGCUUUGGAGCAGACUGAAGAAUAUGUUAAUGGUCAACUAAAAAACAAGUAUGGUGAUGCUUUUAUUAGGGGUAAUAACGUACUAUAUAUCAGUACUCAAAAACGUAGAACGUGAUGUGGAUUUCUGGAACUGACUGAUUAUUUUUUAAAUAUAAGUCGUAUUUCAAUAAA
This is a messenger RNA of Cephus cinctus (wheat stem sawfly), 438 nucleotides long. Its product is annotated as U6 snRNA-associated Sm-like protein LSm6. Gene Ontology annotation, cellular component: U6 snRNP; sno(s)RNA-containing ribonucleoprotein complex; P-body. Gene Ontology annotation, biological process: mRNA splicing, via spliceosome; maturation of SSU-rRNA. The record is from RefSeq and is a predicted model, not a curated record. The transcript has 3 exons. NCBI's taxonomy places the organism in Eukaryota, Metazoa, Arthropoda, Insecta, Hymenoptera, Cephidae. Bases 143 to 382 code for a protein of 79 amino acids. Gene Ontology annotation, molecular function: RNA binding.